AUGUGCUUAUUCCACUUUCUCGCUGUGAUCGUCACGUCGCUUGCUCAACUUCCAGACGAAAAAUGCACAAAUUCGCGACUGACUCCGGCCGCCAUUCUCGACGUGAUUAUGGCCAAUUACUCGAGAUCUCUUCCGGGCAACACUCCGGUUCCUGUGCAGGUGGAAGUGACCGUUCAGGACGUGAUGGAGCUCAGUGUGCUCAGCAACAGCUUCACCGCCGACAUCUGGUUCAGCUCGAUUUGGUACGACUCGAGACUCGCGUUCUCUCAUCUGGAUCCGUGCCGGCAGAACCUUUCGUUCGAUGAUCGAUUCGAAAAGGUAACAAAUCACCUUAUAGUGGCAUAAAACGACGAGAAACCGCGAGAUUUCAGUUAAUUUGGUCUCCAAACGUCUGCAUAGUCAACACGAAAUCAGCCCAUGUUCAUAUGUCUCCAAAGCCCAAUGUUCUUCUGAUGCUCCUGCCAAACGGGACCGUUUGGCUCAAUUACAGAGUGAGUCAACCCUACUAUCCUGGCCAUUUAUCGUCUCAGAUUCAGAUCCGUGUCCAGUCUCCGUGUUCCAUGAACUUGGAACGAUUUCCCAUUGAUACGCAAUACUGUCAUUUGGUAUUCGAGAGUUACUCGUACAACACUGCGAGUGUCUCUGUGAACUGGAUGAGCAAUCCGGUUACCGUACUCCCGGAAAUCUCACUCGCCGACUUUGAUCUGUCCAGAUACCGUACUUCUAGACACACAGAAGUGACGACACUCAAAUCGUUCCAAUCAAACUCAAGGUUCAGGUCUAUAAAGCCGGCGAAUGGUAUCGACUGACGGUGGAGUUCGAGUUCAGUCGGAAGUACGGAUUCUACAUCCUUCAGCUCUACUUGCCCACCUACAUCAGCCUCUUCAUUUCGUGGAUCGCCUUCUGCAUUGACACGAAAGCACUUCCAGCGAGAAUUGUGCUGGGCGUCAACUCUCUGAUGUCUCUUACUUUUCAGGUGAAUUGCAUCGCUUGUUGAAUGUCAAACCGUCAUUUAUUUUCAGUUCGGAAACAUCAUCCGCUCGCUGCCUCCGGUGUCCUACGUCAAAGCGAUCGAUCUGUGGAUGGUGACGUGCGUCGCCUUCAUCUUCGCCUCCCUCCUCGAGCUCGCGUUCGUCGCCUAUCAGGACAAGAAGCUCAUUCUGAAAUCGGGAAAAUCGAACGCGGCGAUCAGCACUCUCGUCAGUUACAUGAAGCACUUCGAGCCGUUCAACGAGGUCUCCUCGCCGCCGCCGCCGGUCCCGCUGGACGAGAAGAAGGCGACGAGUCGGACGGCGUCGACGGUGACGAAUCCGUCGAGGACCGAGUUGGACGGAUUGGACACCAAGGAUCUCGAGGAGGAGAUCGCAGAGUAUCGGAAGUUGGCGUACGCGAGGAAGAAGUGGAGACUGCUCGACUUUGGUGCCAACGUCGACCGCAUAUCGUUCAUUGUUUUUCCGUUGGCAAGUCAUCUAUCAAAUGAAAAUUGAUGAGAAUAAGGUGCAAAGUACCCAAAUUUAACGAUUUGUCUCCUUUGUUAUCUAACUAUCAUCGCUCUUAUCGUUCGUGUUGUUCUUUGAUUGGACGUGCAUUUCACGUUUCGGCAAAAUGGUUUUCCGGGUCGGAGCUCCGCCCACUUUUCGCGGGGGUUCUCAUCACAAACUAGACGUUUUUCGGAUAACAUAUUCUUGUUGUUUUUUCAGAGUUUCGCCGCGUUCAACGUCGUCUAUUGGACCUAUUAUCUUCAAGACGUUCGCAUCUCCACGUGGACUUGA
This is a messenger RNA of Caenorhabditis sp. 36 PRJEB53466, 1772 nucleotides long. NCBI's taxonomy places the organism in Eukaryota, Metazoa, Nematoda, Chromadorea, Rhabditida, Rhabditidae. The record is from the annotation of a GenBank genome assembly.